GUAAACACCCUCAAGAGAGGGCAAAUGGAUAUAGGGAAGGCACGUCGAUUUCCAGAACAGACGUAGACGCGAUUAUUUCGCACGGAGUUUUGCCACCAUGCGCAAUGGGCGACGGCCUGCCUGGGCUCGGAGACCACUCCUAGUGUCGGUGUUGGAUGUGACACACCAGCAGACCCAGCGAGUGAACUGUGCCGCUAUGAUGAGGUGCACGAGAAAGGGACACGUGUAGCUGCCCCAAGCAAUGGGGCCCAGCCGGGUGGUGCUAUGGCCAGCCGUGCUGCUGGUCCAACUAGCUCUACCAUGGGCCAGUGCCGGUAAACCACCAAUGGGAGGCGGCAGCUUUUUGGGCGACGUCAACAUAUCUGCCAUCCUAGACUCUUUCAGUGUCAGUUACGACAAAAGAGUAAGACCCAGUUACGGAGGCCCCCCCGUGGAGGUGGGAGUCACCAUGUAUGUGCUCAGUAUCAGCUCCGUCUCCGAAGUUCUCAUGGACUUCACGCUGGAUUUUUAUUUUCGACAAUUCUGGACAGACCCGCGGCUGGCCUUUAUGAAAAGGCCCGGCGUCGAGACGCUGUCGGUCGGUUCGGAAUUCAUCAAGAACAUCUGGGUGCCUGACACAUUUUUUGUAAACGAAAAACAAUCGUACUUCCAUAUUGCAACCACAUCAAACGAGUUCAUUCGGAUUCAUCACUCAGGAUCGAUUACGAGAAGUAUUCGACUAACAAUUACAGCAUCAUGUCCCAUGAACCUACAAUACUUUCCUAUGGAUCGCCAGUUGUGUCACAUAGAAAUCGAAAGUUUCGGUUACACCAUGCGGGAUAUACGCUAUAAAUGGAAUGAGGGCCCCAAUUCGGUAGGGGUGUCCAACGAGGUAUCGCUACCCCAGUUUAAGGUGCUCGGGCACAGGCAGAGGGCCAUGGAGAUCAGCCUUACCACAGGAAACUAUUCCCGCCUCGCCUGCGAGAUCCAGUUCGUGCGCUCCAUGGGUUACUACCUCAUUCAAAUCUACAUCCCGUCCGGCCUUAUUGUCAUUAUUUCUUGGGUUAGCUUCUGGUUAAAUCGCAAUGCCACACCGGCUAGAGUAGCUCUGGGAGUAACAACUGUACUCACGAUGACCACCUUAAUGUCUUCUACGAACGCGGCUCUGCCAAAGAUCUCGUACGUCAAAUCGAUUGACGUGUAUUUGGGAACGUGUUUCGUCAUGGUAUUCGCCAGCCUUUUAGAAUAUGCGACUGUCGGUUAUAUGGCCAAACGAAUACAGAUGAGGAAGAACCGAUUCUUGGCCAUACAAAAGAUUGCCGAACAGAAGAAGUUGAACGUCGAUGGACCGGAUGGCGAUCAUGCGCCAAAACAAACAGAGGUGCGGUUCAAAGUGCACGACCCGAAGGCUCACAGCAAGGGCGGAACACUGGAGAGCACCGUGAACGGGGGCCGUGGCGGUGGAGGUGGAGGGCCCGACGAGGAGUCGGCGCCCCCAAUACCCCAGCACAUCAUCCACCCGGGCAAGGACAUCAACAAGUUGUACGGCAUCACGCCAUCCGAUAUCGACAAAUACUCCCGCAUCGUGUUCCCCGUGUGCUUCGUGUGUUUCAACCUCAUGUACUGGAUUAUCUACUUGCACAUCUCAGAUGUUGUGGCGGACGAUCUAGUGCUGCUGGAGGAAGACAAAUAAAACAAGUGAACUGAAUAUAGAGCUCAUAAACAAAACACUCGUGCAUUUUAAAAACAAAACCAACAAACCGACAAAAGCUACAACAACAACAACAAGAAGUAAUAAGAGGGAAAGGAAAGUAAUUUAUAUAAAAAAAAGUGAGAAAGAGACGUUCAUAAUUCGAGUGGAUCCAUAAUACAUAAGAGAGAGAAAGAGAGAGCGAAAGAGUAGUUUAUCAACGAUCGUAGAAAAGUAUAAAACUCUUAGAGACUUUUGCGUAGCUUCCUCGGCGAGACGCGUUUGUAUAUAGAAUACCCUGAUCAUUCGCUAAACAACCAAUAAAUAAAAUCUACAACACAAAACACAUACACAACUCAUAUAAAAAUUCGUGUGAGGAUACAUUUAUUAUUGUUGAUCGCAGUAUGAAGACGUUGAUUUUUGUUUCGACCAAUCUAAAAUCAAAUUUUGAAAGAAAUAUGAGACGAUAGUUGAAGAGGCAAAGAACAGCGAUUAGCAGGUUAUUGUUUCCUUUUCAAUUAAUUGUGUAUGGAAGAAAGGAAGAUACAGAAAAAAACUAGCCCCGCUUUCACGAUUUUUAUUUCGUUCUUUAGAGGUGCGUGUGACCAUUAAGCACUGUCAAUUCUUCACCUAAAAGUCCGAGGUUUUCCGACCAGGCGAAGGGUGGUUAAUGGACGAUGCGCUCACGAGUUAAGGGAUUGUGGUGAACAUCGGUUAGGUUUUGUACAUAUGUUCCUCUUUUAUACUGCGCCCCCUCAAAAAAAAAGAACCAAAGAAGAAAGAUGUUGAAGACGAAAGAAUAAAAACGUAUAUAAUAUAUAAGAAACAAUCCCAGUCAAUUUUUACGAUCGAAAUCGGCUUAGAGAGAGAA
Molecule: messenger RNA, 2540 nt
Organism: Nicrophorus vespilloides
Lineage: Eukaryota; Metazoa; Arthropoda; Insecta; Coleoptera; Silphidae
Gene: Rdl
Product: gamma-aminobutyric acid receptor subunit beta
Exons: 9
Coding region: 242-1672 (476 amino acids)
Biological process (GO): nervous system process; signal transduction; regulation of membrane potential
Cellular component (GO): synapse; membrane; neuron projection
Molecular function (GO): GABA-A receptor activity; neurotransmitter receptor activity; chloride channel activity
Source: RefSeq, a predicted model, not a curated record